UCACGAUAUUAUAAUUUUUAAAUAGGUCGAACAAGGCGUCGGUGGUGCCCUAGAAAUGAUAUUGUAGUCAUUUUAAAAAAAACAAUAUUUGACGGUAAGUGCUUUAAUCUUCCAAUAGUUGACGUCACUCCAGUUAAUAGAAGCGUUAUAGUUUGUUACUCAAACAUGUUUUAUAUCCUUUUCUUAACUAGUUCGUUGCCGUUAAUUUUUCACUUUUGAGUCUAGUACUGCGGGCAGGAUUGUUGGCUGGCUGUCUUAUUAAUAGUGUAUAGGCCUAUUAAAAAAUGGUGGCAUUUGUAACCGACUGAAUUGUUUUCUAUAUUUUAACAGCAAAAUGACUAUAUUUAAAUAUUUUCAUCUACGUCUUAUACUUAAAAAUCUUGGCAGUGAAUGUGAUACCAAUGUAACUUCUAGCUCUCUAAAUGUACUUCGAUUUUGUUGAAUUCUGUUCUAACACAAAUAUUUGUUUCAAUAUUUGCCGUGGUCCCUGGUCGAGGAAUUUGUGAUUGAAAUUCUGGGCGAAAAACUCAAGUAUAAAAUAAACCUUGAACAUACAUGUAUGUCAUAGAUCGCAUUAAAAAAAAUGAGUGGGGGAAUGUUGAGGGCGAAAAUUGAUUUUAACCAAGCCGACAGUAUCAGUAUCUCAUGAAUCAUGUCCAUAAUAAUUAAUAUAUAAUGAAAAAUGCCAAUGGCUGCCACUGCCUGUUUUUCCAAGGCGGGAAUCCCUUAUUUUAGUGUGAUAAAUUCCAUAAUUAACUUUAAUAGGUAAAUAAUCUUUUAAGUAAAAUUUUUUUUUUGGUGCAAAUUGGUACAAAUUUAAAAAGUAUGUCAUGAAUCUUGUGUCAUUUACUGUACCAUUGUGAUUGUGGUAAAUCAAGAACUCUUAUGUUUUUGUGUUUCCCACCAAUCUAGGCAUAUCGGCAUAAAAGAUUACGGAAUAUUAAAACUUUUUUUUUAUUGAUACCGAGAGCGAAUUUCGUUUCCGGUGAAGAUACAAAAUAUGGAGAAAUUUAUUUUUUCCGUCCGGUGAUGGGAGGGUGACGAAAAUAAGAAAGGUUUAUUAUAACCUAGAAAAUAGAAUUUGUACUAUUUCAAAGUUAUUCCUCAGUCAAUUUGGAUGCUUAACUCGAUUCUUUAGGUUUAAAUGUUGUGCAAUUGCUGAAACGGAGUAUUUAUACAUUUUUAUAGCUUACCGUACCGUCAAAGUGACACAAAAAAAAGAACAGAGAUAAAGCAAGUUGGUCUAAGGAUAUGUACGUCACCAGAAGAAAAAUAUUUAUCGUAAUUGAUGACAAAAUAAAUGUUCAAAUAGGAAACUGUGACGUAAAACGCAUAAAUCCGAGGCUACCGUAGAUGCCAUUGUAAGAUGGCCACUUCAGUUUUUGCGUCUUUUUUCCAUAUGCGCAAACUGAAUGCGCAAGCGUUUAUGGAAAUGCCUAAUUAUAAUAAUUUUUAAUAAUUAAAUAAUAAUAAUAUAUAAUAUAAAAGUUUUAUAAAAUACAUCAAAUUAAUAAACAAGACUCAAACAUCAUCAUAGUAAUUAUAUUUUUAUUAGAACAUAGAAAAGCAGUACAUAGAACACAUUUUUUUAAUAAAUUAUAAUUAGUCGUCUUCAUCUACAUGUGUUCAAUUUUAUACAUAAAAAAAAGACUACUUACCAUUUUAUAAAUAUAAUAAUUGAUUUAAAAUUUAACACACACAAGCAUAUUAAAAUUAGUUAAAAUUCAAUAAACAUGUUAUUUUUUCGUUUUUUCCUGUAUAAAUAAUGAUUUUCUCAAUUUUUCUGUUCACUUUUUUCUGAACAUACCCUCAAAGAAAUAUAUUAAAAAAUAAAAGUCUUGAUGUUAUAUAAAAGUUUUGUUGUUUAUUGCAUUGUGUAUUGCAUUGAGAAUGUCUCCUGAAAAUUUGGUAGCAUUAUCUUUUAAAAUCCAAAAGUUUUGGGCAAAAUAAGGCAGAAAUUUGGAAAGUGGGUCACACGUAUUUUCAUUUAAAUACUAAGAUAAAGAAGGGGGUUUAAAAAAAUCACCAAAAAAAUCAUAACUCAACUUCUAUAAAAGAUAGAAAGAUGAAAUUGGUAUUGUUGUAAAGCUUAUAGCUAGCCCUUUAAAAUGAUGUAUCAUUCAUGACAAUCGGACAAUAUUUAAAUUGUGUGUCAAAGUACCUGACCAAUCCGAUGUAUCUUGGUCAUGGUCUAGAUUGAAAAAAAACUUUUUUUAUUACAGUAAAAAUGAAGUUCAGGUGCGUAGAUUAUUUCUGGUUGAAUUUCUUAUUUUCACGUGUAAACUUAUGUUAAUUCUUUAUAAACAGUAUUUUAAAAAGUAAAAUACCACUUUUUAUUGGAAUACAACAAUUUAACAAAUUUUCAGAGAUAAAAAAAGUACAUUUUCAUGAAUCUGUCUUUUACGGAGCUAUUGUGGUAAAUCAAGGACAACUCUUCUGUCUUAAAAGAUACUUUAUAAAAGUUGCCCAAAUAGAUGAAUCUUGGUUAAAAUAAAUGUAUUUAUUUAUAAUAAUUUAUUUUAUGCGCUCACUAUGCCAGAGGGGUGCUCAAAUUAGAGCUGACCAAUCACGGACAACGUAUUUGCCGCCAUUAGUAUGAGAUGACUUUCAAUAAAUGAUCCAAGUUCCCCCAUUCGUGAAACGUCACAAAUAUUUAUUGUAAAAGUGGACACGUGAUUACACAUUGGCACAUAUUAGUAGACACCCCCUUUCAGCUUCACUCCAGGACAGUGGUGGCGUGUGUCCCCGCUGCCUUAGUCGGUGAUCCACUUCUAAUCCCCCAAGACUUAAAGGGACAACCCAUAUAUUCCUAGCGCUCUGAGAGGAAUAAAAAAGGUGGGGGUGUGGAAGGGGCACACUCGUGAAUAAUGAAAAAUCUAGUAUUGGCAUACUAACUAUGGUUGUUAAAAAUCUGGCCAUAGGGUGAAAAAAGAAGACAAGACAAACGGGGCUAUGUAACUUUGUUGGGGGAUGUUAAAAGACUCUUUAGAAAUCAAAUAAAAAUUAAAAAGGCGAUUUAAAAUUCAGUAUUAGUUAACUAUAACUGCCUAUAUUUAAUUAAUAAAGAAUACACAUAAGUUUACAUGAUAAAAUAUGAAGUGCGUUAAGAAAUAAUAUACGCAUCUGAACUCCACUUUUACCUAUUAUUUCUGGUUGAAUUUUGUAUUUUCAUGUGUAAAAUUAUAUUAAUUUUUUUUUGCAAGUAUUUUAAAGUAAAAUUUAGGUACUUGGAUAAAAUUUUCAAAUUGAAUGAAGUAAGUAAUGAACACAUCUGUAAGAUAGCCCUUGUUAAAUGAAGUAAUAAUAUGUUUUUAUUUUUCAUGUAGCACUUUCAGUUAAAAAGUUAGGAAUUUUUUUUGUGAAUAAAAGAUCACUUUUUUAAAACAGAUUUGUGACCACUUUUCAAAAAAUUGUAACGUAAAGGCUCAUAACUUUAUAGCAGAGCGGAGAAAUAAUAUGAAACUUUCCAGAAGUGUUCAUCAUCAUAGUAUCAACAUCUUUGUUGCUUUAAAAACUAAAAAAAAUUAAAUAGAAUAUUUUAAAAAUAUUUUUUGAUGUCAUUAACAAAACUUCCCAAAAAAAUAAAAAUAAUUUAAAAAAUUAAGACCAACACCUUAUUUAUUUUAAAACAGGAAUUAUAAUAGAGGCAAUUUUACAGUAAUAAUUAUGAUUUAAUUUGAAAGGGAGCAGUAUCUGAUAAAAUAUUAGUUAAUGUCUAUUAUUAUAUAGAUAUUACAAUAAAAUGUAAUAUUAAUUUUUUAAGAAUUAUAAAAUGUCUUGAGCUUCCUUAUCUGUCAACUGGUCAUUAAUAGUACUGUUUCCGGUUUAUUACUUUUGUUUUCCUCAAUUUUUUUUUCUUUCCAGCUUUAGAUACCCAUUAUGGCCAAAAAUAACCAUUUGUGGCCUUAGACUUAAGAGACCAUGAAAUUUUACAUGGUCAUUAUUUAUACAAUUUUACAGGUACACCAGGUCGAUUUAAAAUGGGACAAGGAAUAGUUUUCAAAAUAUUGAUAGACUUGGCUGCUUUCUCGCUUUUUUUUUUUAUUUAGUUAGGACAUACUGAUAUUACUGGAAACAAAAUGGAUGUAGUUAAAGUCUGUUCAUUAAUGUAACCAGAAAAGUAAUUGGUUCGUUGAUCCGACGUUUCUAGCGCGAAAAUAUUUUUUUUUUAGUGAACCCUUUCAUCCAGCACACCCAAAAAUGCGUCUCAAAACCCUAUGGGCUGCGAUUGAGUCAAAAUAGCCUCAUAUCCAAGUACUUACAAAAUGCUAUCUUUGUGUUGAAAAACAAAAUACGUUAUAAAAGUUAUAAACCAAAUGCGUCAUUUAAAAUUUCCUUGGAUCAACAAUUUGAAUUAUUGUUUCUUGGUCCUGCUAUUUUGAACAAAGUGAUCCCACUAUCUGUAAUUCCGCAAAACGAGUCCGUCUUAUACAUGAUCACUAACCCUUACCCUCAUUUACUCAGCGCAAGUCAGUCAACAUAACAUAAGUGCAUUUGCAUACGAAAAAAGGGGAGGGGUGCUCAAAUUAGAGCUGACCAAUCACGGACAAUGUAUUUGCCACCAUCAGUAUGAGAUGACUAUCAAUAAAUGACACACUCUAUCAUUCCGAUUUCCACAAUUUCUGCAAUGUCACAAAAUAUGUUUUUUAAGAUGUGGACAUGUGAUCCGUGCACAAAUUCAUGGGAAACAAACAGCCCCUCCACUCCAGCACAAUGAUGUGUGUCCCUGCUGCCUUAAUCUGUAAUCCACUUCUAUCCCUCCCCCAAGGGACAACUUGUAUAUUCCGAGCGCUCUGAGAGGAAAAUAAAAAAAAAAGGGGGUCACUCGUGCGUAAUGAAUAAUCCUUCAUUCUUUUAGUGAACAUUCCUACAGUUUGAAAAUUUCAUUUAUCAUACUAACUCAUAGGUGAUUAAACAUCUGGCCUGAGUGUGGAAAAAAAACAACUAAACAAAUAGGGAUAUGUUUUGGUGGGGGAUGUUUAAAGGUGCUUUAGAAAUCAAAUAAAAAAAAAAGCGCUGUAUAAUUCAGUAUUUGUUAGCUAUAACUGUCUGUAUUCAAUUAAUAAAGAAUCAACGCAAGUUUACAUGAGAAAAUAUGAAAUGCAUUAAUAAAUAAUAUACGCACCUGAAUUGCACUAGUACCUUUAUUACUUCAACACAAAUUUUAAAUAUUGUCCGAUUCUCAUGAACGAUACAUAAUUUUAAAAGGCUAGACUAUAAGCUUUAUAAAAACACCAAAUUCCAUUUUCUAUCUUUUAUAUAGAACUUGACUUCUGAAUUUUUUAUGCCCCUGAGAUAAGCUAUAUAUAUUCGUCCCAAAAGACUUGUGGCCAACUUUUAAAUUUUUUCACUCUUUUUGACUCAUAACUAUUUAAUUUUUAAAGAUAAUGGUACUGAAUUUUCAGUAGAUACUCUCAAAAUUUUCACAUUAUAUAUUUAUUUUGAAAAAUGUUCUUGCAGAGAAAGUUAAAAAUAAUUUUUUUUUGUAAAAUUUAUUAUUUUUUACAUGAAAAUUGCGGGUUGAUUCCAUUUUAAAGUAAUAUGAUCAUCAAAUAAUAUUUAAAUCUUAGUUAUUUUUAUGUUCUGUAGGGAACUUAAAAAUAAUAGAAAAGAAAAUUAUUGAAAUUAAUUUUUUUUAGAAUCAUAGGUUCAUACAAUAAAACAAUUAGACUAGUGCUACUACUUAUUUGAUGGGACACUGAAAACGUUCAGAAAGAAAUAUAGAAAUGCUAAUAAAUUUUUCAAAUUUAUAGUCAAAACAGACAACAUAAAUGGUUCAUUGUUUCUAAAGAAAUUACAGGCAAUAAGUGUUAACUCAUUCCCUCCGGCAGCGCUGCUUCCGGACUUAAUUUAUUUUCCUGAGAAAAGGGAAGCAACUCAGUUUUGAAACUGAUUUAUAUUUUUAAAAUAUUUUUUAAAGUUGCUAAAUGUUAUUUAAUGUUAUUGAAUUAAGAACAAAUGCAACAAAAAAUGAAUAAGGUUUAAUAUAAAUAUAACAUUAGCGGGGGAAAAAUAACGAACAAUGGCCAAAAAAAAUCGAUUUUCGGCACCUCGGACGAACACAUGGUACAUAUAGACGCGCCGUACUAAAGCACACAUAGUUUUAAAGUGAAACAAGGUAAAAACUUCCGGUUUCUAAAUUAAAAUCACGCAGAAAUCACGCCAUAGCCGGAAGUCUCGAGGGGUGGGAGAUUUCAUUGCUAUUUUUAACUAAAAAUAAGAGAGGUGUGUCGCUAUGCACCGGGACGCAUUUGGACGCAUCAGGAGGAACCCCCCGAGGACGCAUUUAGUCGCAACCGUCGGGAAUGAGUUAAACCUACAUAAGUGUUGAAACCUAUACUAAUACUAUUAGCAUUAACGUGUAUGAGAUGAAGAAUUUUGAAUAUUCUGAAAAGAAAAAAAAUGGGGGGGGGGGAAAUAAAUACAGCCUAAACAAGAAAAUGUAAAAAGUAGUGGUAGGUAUUAAAAAAAAUAAUCAAGUCAAAAUUAAAUAAUAAUAAAAACUGUUUAUACAAUAUUUGUUUGCACAAUAAAAAUCUAUAAUUAUUGGUAACAAUUAUUAACUCUAGCAUGAAAAAUGGGAAAAAGUAUUAAUAAAGUCAUCAAUUCUAAACAAAAUCAAUAGUUCAUACAUUUUGAAAGUAUCUAAACAAUUAUUUUCUGAAAAAAAGCUAUGAAUUAUUAAAAGUAGCAUAAAAAUUAAUGAACAAAAACAUUUUGCUCAUUUUUUUUUCAGCAUGCUUUAUUUAAUGUACCCAUAGACAAAAUGAAACGCGAAAAAAUAAUGAAAUAAUCUAAAUAAAAUGAUAAUCUCCCAUUAGGGCCUCUGCAAUUAGAACAGGAACUGGAGUAAUCUGAAUAUCAUCUACACUAUAAAUUACACGACAACACUUCUUUUUUGUAACCAAUGUAAAUACUUUCCCCUCUCUCCAUCUACAUGCCAAACAUGCCUUAUAGGUAAGGGCAGGCAGUCUACAGAGUUCUGAAUCAAUACAGUAAAAUUUUCUUCAGUACCUGGGAGAGGACAUGAAAAAAACAUCAUCCAACCCUAAUGCAGAUUCAAGACAGUUUCUAAUGUUUCUUUCUAAUUUAUUUCUGUCACAUCCCUUUUCUACAUUAAUUCUAUCUGUCUAAAAAUAACCAACUCUCUGAUUAACUUAUUCUUACACUUAAAAACUAAAAUCUGCCUACGUAAGUAGUUCAUAACAAAAGAAAUGACAGAACUGCCAACCCUUCCGUUUUUGUUGGAAUGAUACAGAUUUUUUUUACCCCUCAUUCCGACCUUCCGACAAACCCGUAAAAAUUCUGAUUUUCCGAACAUAUAUUUAUAAUUUUACACCCUUCAUAACAAUCGGAAAGCGACCCAAAAAAAAACAGAUCAAAGAAAAAAAGUCAGUUCGGAAGGAAGUGGUGCAUUUUGAUGAUGCCUCUUCCUUUAUUUUCACAAGUGUCUACAUGUCCGGAGACCGGUCGAAUAAGUUCUCGAGAUAUUUGUCUGGCUAUUAUAUAUUUGACCAUGUCACACGACCGCCGUAACAAAGUUCCGAAAGAUAUUUGUCAGUCAGCCUCGUUACGUGGCCGCUAAUAGUCAAUCAUAGUUUACAAUACUUCAUUUCAAGAAAUUCAAGAUAGUCUGGACAUUUACAUUAAAAAAUAAAUAUGUUAAAUUCUACAAAAUGAAUACUAGAACCAUUGCUGGUAUAUAUAAUGAACAAAUUGUUAAAAUUUGACAAUGUUAAAUAAAUGUUAAAUGUGACAUACCCGCGGGAUUAAUAUCUCCCGCGCGAUGUCUGGUUGCUGGGUGUGUAGACACUGCCUUGUUUUUAUCAAAGCGAACCGCGAUCUCCAAAUCAUUCUUCAAUAAUUAAAUGAUCCUAUCGUGAUUCAUCCUUUUACUAGCCUAAAAAAUAAUUUAGUUGUGCUGUGACUUUUUUGUUUGUUAAAGCUUUUCUUAAUUAAAUGGAUACAUCUAUUGCAAGUGGUGGGUACAAUGAUAUCAAUAAUCACAUUUUAACACAAAAAAACACACAACUGCAGCUAAGCAAGUCAAUCUGCGACAUCCCUGUCUAAUUUCUUUGCUAAGGAAUCAGACGAUUCAGUUAUCAGAUCUGAAGUUGUUUUUUUUAACACCUUUCUUAUUGAAGGAAAUAUUUCUCUAGCCAGCUCCCAUUUUAAUGCCAGAAUCAAGGAAGUGUUUCCAGCUUGUAGAUUGUUAGAAGAUUGUGAAGAAAAAUUACAAGUUAACCAAGGGAAAGCAUGAAAGUUGAUACUGAUACUCUUUCUAACUUGCUUGCAACUAAAAUCAGUUGCAAUGCUAACCUUCAGUUGUCCAUGAGCUGUUGGGCAAGUGCAAAAAGGCCACUAGGGAUAUGCUGGAAAAACUCGACUCUUGGCAGGCUGUGUACAAAUUUAAAUAAAAUGGAUAUUCUGUUCCAUAUAUAUCUGUAUAUAAUCAUUUCCAGUAAUGUUUUUCUUAUGUUCUGUGGACUCUUCUAAGCCAGUAGAGGUAACGUUUUUUUUUUUUGCUAAAAAGGGCUUGUGCAUUAGUAUGAAGAUCUUAAACCAGCGCCACCACCCCAAACCCACCCCCCACAGAUUUUUUCUUGGCAGGUUCACCUUUUCCUGCUCUGAACUUGGUUUUCCUACCAACCGUUUCAUUGUCUAAUGGGCAUGACAUUUCACCUUGGCAUCAACAAUAGCCAUGGAUGCACUGGGUGCUCUCUUAAAUUGGACAUCCACCAUUUCCCACAUACGCUCACAGAUGUUAUGAACUGGAGCAGAGGAAGUCUUGGCCAUCAGUUCUGGUUGGGGCUCUGCCAGCUCACCAUCAUUGCAAUCUCCCAGCUGAACAUUUAAAAAACAUUAUGCAAAUCAAAUGGUUUAAUAAAUCAAUUAUGUCUCCUCUCCACCUCCAACUGAGUUGCUUUCAAUUUCCUACAAUGUGAGCAUACACGUUUUGAUGAGUGGAAUAUGUGAUAAAAAGAAAAUAGACCUUUUCCCAGUGGAAUAACACUGACUACAGUCAGUGCACAACUUCUUUAUAUGUAGCAGGCCUUCAUCCUGUGGAACAGCAUAUUUACACUGUGCUUUCUGCUGACACAUUUGUUGUUUUGUUGCGUUUCUUUUUUCAGGUUUAACCCUACUCUGUUUUACUCAUUUUAUAUUGUUCUAACCUGAUUGCAAUCUCUCCCCUUAUUACCAUUCUUCACAAAGUAGGUCUUUUGCACCAUUUUACGACAUGCACAGAACCGUGUGUGAACAAGUAUUGAGAUUACUAAUUUAAUUAUGUCUAGGUGUCCGACAUUUCUAUCGGCUAACGUGCAGUUAGUGGCAGGACCGGCAAUGUCCUCCAUGGUAUACAGUAGGUACAUGGGUAAAAUUUUCAAAAUGAAGUUAAAGCUUUAUGAGCUAGUUGGUUAGGUAGGGUCUGAGAAAUGCAAUUCAUUGGUACCCAAUGGGAAGGUUUAUUAACAAGAAAGAAAUGAUUUUUUUUUUUCAUGAAUUAUUUUGGGAUAAUUCUGUUAUUGAGACGUAGAAAAAUAUAAAAGUGACUACAAUAAAAAUUGGGCAAAGAGUUGAGAGAGGUGUUAAAAAAGAUCAGUAAAUUGAAGUUAUUUAAGGAAUUAAUGAAGAUAACCAUUACAUACCAUAUAUUAGGCAUCACAAUACUCGGUUGCGCUCGCCGUCUGCGCAUGUCGAAAAAUGAUGCAAAACCUUAAGUGGCGAUUUUACAAUCGGCCUUGUUGUGUACUCAGAUUUUUGCCUUGUACACCACAGUUUUCUAAUUAUAAAUUUGUUUUGUUGUCUAUAAUAUUAAAUAUUUGUCUUAUGGUGACGCUAAAACAAUUUACCUAACAAGUAGAACCAAUGUUCCCUCUAGGGUUUGAUGGUUUGUGUGCAAAAUCAUAAAGUUGUGCACAAAAUGUUUCAGCCUUCAGACACAAAUACACACUUAGUGGAAAUUAGCUGCGCGGUACUCAAAACUGCUGUGCAGCGUCUGUGAGAUUACUUAAAGGGAACAUUGAGUGGAACCCUUGUUUUUUUCUGCGGCUCAUGACAAUAUGGCGCCCAACUGAAGUAUCCCCCAUCAAUAAGGCUGUGCCCUAAUAGGUCAUAACAGAUAACAGCAUCAUCAUAGGCCUUGAACCAUUGAGAGGGGAAAGGGUUUUGGAAGGUGCAGUGUUGUAUAUUUUUAUGUGCUGUGAAGUUUUUUCUAAGUACAUAUUGCUGACUAAAAUUAUAUCAAAUUUUCAGCCCCAUCCCCAACUCGCAAAAAUCAGUUAUCAAUUAAAAAGUCUGUGCCAAGUAUCAGCUCGAUAGGUUGAGGGGUUUGCCGUCUGAAAAUUUUGCCAGCCAGCCAUUAAAAAAGCGAAGUUACUAUAUAAGAAUUAAAAAGUGGAGAUAUUUUGAAAAAAUAGUUAUUAAUUUCAAAGUAAAUUUCUAAUUAAGAUUUUAAUUUUAUUGAUUAAUUUUUAAAGCAAGCUCUCAUUUAAAAAUGUUUUUAGGACCUUCUACCAAGAUGGAUUAUGACUCUUCCACCAAAUUCAUUUCUUCAUUGGCCAAGUUUCUUCAAUCUUUGUGCAAUGGCUAUGUGGAGUUUGACAAUGGAGUGCAGGUCAUAGGGCAUUUAUAUCUAAGUGUUGAUACAGGGAAAACAAUUGACUACAUUCUGAAUGAAAAAGUUUGUAAGACAGAUGAAAAUAGUGUAACUUUUAUAAGUAACAGCUUUCAUGCUCAGCCUGCUGAAAGGCCUAAGCCUCAAGGCAAAAAGACAGUGGAUAAAGGGGAAACAAAGUCAGAAGAUGUAAAUGAUAUUCUUGGUGGUCAAACUGAACCAAAAAGUACCAAUUAUGGAACUCUACCCCCAAGAGGCACACAGAAUUCACCACACUCUCAGAAUUUAAAACGAUCCUUUUCCCCAUCAUCAAAGCAGCCUAGAGGUGAUGGCUCACCUUCAAAAUUGGGUCGUUCAUCACCUAGAAAUAAAAAAAGUAGAACUGAAUCUGUAGACCAUAAUUUAUCACAAGUUUCAAAUCCUGCCAGUGAAAACAGUAUUUCAUCUCAACCUAGUCCAGCUGCUGAUGUUGGUGCGCCUCCAACUGUUUCUGCUCAAAGUGCUGAUGCAUCACAAACUACUCCGUAUAAUGAGACAUAUCAGCAGAGCUUUUUUCAACCGGGUGAUGAUGAAAAUUCAAUGGCUGACGAUACUGAAGAGAGAGACAUUAAACCAUCUAUUGAUACUGAUGUUACUUUUAUCAAGGAAGAAUUUGGCACUUCAAGUUGUUCACAAUCAGGCAAUCAAAGUGAGUAUUAAAUUCUUGUUAUAGAUCAUGUAUCAUCCAUGUAUUAGAUUUUGAUGCUCAAUUUCUUUAAUUUUUUCUCUCUUCGCGUUUGAAUCGUCCCCCCCCCCCUCUCUCUCUUUUUUUUGUUAAAUCAUCUUACUUGCACUUCUUUAAAUAUUUCAAUUGCAAGAUCUUUUUUUAAUAAUUUAAUUUUUAAAAAAAAAUUCAAUUUUUUUUUUUUUAAUUUUUUUUUCAGAUCGUGAUAGAGGCCAUGGUGAUGAUUCUUCAGUUUAUCCAUCGAUGUAUCAUUCAAAUCAAACUUUUUCCACCACUAAUUUUCAAACGGGUUUUGCUAGUACACCUUCAAGUUCUCAUAGAUCUAAUUUCAAUGCUUCUGGAGACAAUAGAUCAUCAUUAUAUACCUCAGGCUCUUCACAACUUGACACAGGAGAAAGUUCAGGAGAUCCAUCAGGUUGGUUAAAAAUAUCAAUCUUAAUUACCUUAUAAAGGCAAAAUAUUUACCAGAUUUUAAAAACCAAACAUUCCUACUUAAUUCCAGUUAUUCAUGCAUCCACCGAGAUCCUGGAAAAUCGUUAUAGAAUUAAAAAAGAUAAAUUUUUUAAAAUUUUUGGUCUGAGGGUAAUAAUUUAAAAAAAAAAAAAAAAAAAAAAAGACGCUAGAAAAUGAUGCAUAGCUUCACAACCUAAUACUUUUCCUUAUUCAUUCACUCAAAUUAAUUAAGAAUGUCUCUUCUGUCUAAAAAUCACAUGCUUUUGUGUAUGUUGCCUGCAUAGUAAAGCUUCUGUUCCACAGAAGUCAUGGUGAUGAUCUUUCUGCUGUUACUCUGCUGGUGACAUUUGUUGGUUGGCCUCCUGAGACUCAAUACUUUGUGACUCACCAUUUAAGAACCAUGCUUCAGCAAUUCUGUGCUCUUCUUUUAUGUGGCAGGUUAACAUCUUCUCGCUACAUUGUCCAUCUUGCAACUGUCCUGCAAAGCUAGCCAUCAUAAUAGUUGUGCCACUACCAUAUCUAAAAUGUUUGUAACUCUGUUUGCGUCUCAAUUCUUUUUUGAAUUUGUUGUUUUAUCUGUAGCAAGAGUCUUUAUGGACAUUUCGUCUCUAGCUUUAGUUCUGAUAUUCUAGUGCUUUUCUACACUUUGAUCAAUAGAGAGCGCUCAUGACAUUGAUUUUAUACAUGUAAAACAUGAGUAUUUAUGCAUCCCAAAUUUCUUUUGUUGGAUAAGUGAUGCAAAAACACUUUUUCAUCUUGAAGGGAAGUAAUUUUAUAUUAAUAGUUAAAAGCAAAUAUAAAAAAAAAAAGUAACCUCAAAAAGAAAUUAAGAUACUUACUUCAUUUUGCUAUGCAGGUGAUCAGUACAAUCUUCAAUGUGCAUCAAAAAGCUUAAUGGAGGAUAUAAUGUAAUAGAUUUUUAAUCUCUAAUCCAGAAAAGUUAGAAAAACUUCUUAUUGCAUCAGUUUGGAUUUUUGAUUAAAUGUUAACAAAAUUAAUUAAACAGAUUCGAACCUGUCUUAGAAACUGUUGAAUAUUUUGCCUUUAAAAAAACCCAUUUAGUUUACUACUGCAAAAGUAUUGAAAAGUCCAUUCAGUCCAAAGAUAUGUUUUGUUUGUUUUGCGAUUUUAAUGAAAUUGUCUAUUUUAUAAAUCAAGCAUUACAUAAAUGAGUCAAGUGUUUAUUUUAAAUUUUGAUUAAAUUUGAAAAUAGAAAUUUUGUUAGCUUGUCAUCCUUAUUCUAACUUACCUAAUUGGAUUAUGGGGCAUCAUAGAAAAUCAUUAUUGCUUAAUAAUAAAUCAACAUUUUUUUUUUUAUGGAUUAAUUUAGUUUGCACAUACCUUCAUAAAACAUUGUAGUGGAAAAAACAUGCAGCUUUCUUUUUACAUUUAAUUGUCAAACUAAUCAUGAAGUUUAUGUAUCUCUAACUUUAAAAAGUUAAUUUUAGCUUAAAGAAGAAAAAAAGUAUAUUGCAUGUACAACAAAAAAAAUUAUAUAUAAUAGGCUUCAUUAUAAAGUAUGAGAACAUACAUUUUCAGUGUAGACAACUGUCAUAAUUAUACUAAAGAUUAGACAACUACUGUUUGUAAUCCCAGCAGUAUGUGACAUUUUGCUAGUGAAGCUGAAAUAUAAAAAAAAAAAGAACAACUUUGAUUUUCAAACUUAAUACAUUAACAAUACUGCAUGGGCUUUUCAAUGCAGAUUUUUAUUAGAAAGAAUUAAGUACUUAAGCAUAUUUCAAGUGUUAUGAAAGGACUCGACAAUUCUCUUUAUUACGUUCUUAAAUAUCUUACUAGAUUAGAUUUUAAGUUUAAUUAUCAAUAUGAUUCAAGUUGAAUUUUUUUUUGUCGAGGCCUACAUAAUUUUUGAAAAUUGUGCCCUUAUUUGUUGUUAAAGCCAAUUUUAUUACAAAGGUAAGUUAAAAUGUGGCUUUUGCUUAUUCUGUGAAUUUGGAGGAUAAGAUGUGAAUUUCUACCUUCCUUUUCAUUAUUUUCUCAACUAUUUUGUCUAAUCCCUUGCAAAUAUGAUGGAGUGAAUUAGUUUAAAUGACAUAUCUUCCACAUUUCUAAUAAUUAUUCCAACUGUAAUAGUCCUCCUUAUUCACAGUUCUUAAGUUCUUUAGGGGAGGGGAUGAAGCUAAUAUUAUUUUGGAAAUUUUUUUUAAAAUUUGAAUUUAUAGGUGGGGAUUAUUUUUAAAAAAAUGGUGGCAUUACCAUCAUAUAUUCUUAUUUGAUAGCAUCACUAAAUGAUUCUAUUAUUUUUGUAUACCUUAAAAUCAUGUUUUAAUAAUCAUGUUAGUGUUUUAAAGUAAAUGAACUGUUCCUUACAUGACUAGAUAUUCUAUUUCUCCUUGCUGGGGUAUAAAGUCAUCUAAGGAAUAGCUAUAAAUUGCACAUAUAGCUUUCCCUCCUCUAAGUUAAAUAAAGCCUUUUCUCUUUGAUUAAAAGCUUAUUUACAUUUGUAUCUAAUUUUAAUUAUGUUUACAUAUUAUUACAAAGUUAAAUGCAGAUGAAUAGACUGUUACUGAAAAAAUUAAUGUAAAUAUUACACAUUGUGUGAUAUGACUUUAAAAUCUUUUACAUCUGCAUUCAUCUUUGUCCAUAUAAUGUUAAUAUUGAUUUCAAAUUGUUGUUGGAGAGGGCCUGGGCUGGCAGGUGGUAAACUCAGAAGUUCACAUGGUUCCCUUAAUUUGUCUAAAUUUUGCCUUUUACUUUAACAAUUUGGAGUUGACAAGAGAUUCUGAAAAUAUUGAUGGUAGACAUAGGUAUUAAGUGAAGAUUUUAUAACCAUGAGAACUUUUAAGGAUGCUCCUGUUCAUCAAUUUCAUUCUGAACAUUGGCUGAAAGCACAAGGGGAAAAGGCUUCACAUAUCACAGACUCUUGUCAAGCUUACAAAUUGUUAGCAACAAUUUAUACUAUUUAAAAAAAAAAUCCCAAAUGGCAUACCCUCAAAAGUACAUACAUAUGCAGAUUUUUAAAGCAGGCAUCUGUUCUCAAGAGUCUUUCUCAUUACACUUCUUUUAAGUUAGUCUUGCAUGCACCAGUUUUUCAAACUUAUAUUUUUACACUGUUUGUGGUAAAAAGACUUGUACUGCGAAUUUUUUGUUGAGAAAAAUGAAGAGGUUCUACUUUUACUUGAAUUGCCCAGUGCCUGAGACUGACAGCAAAUACAUACACUUUAUCCGUAAAAUUUUAAGAGCCGCCUGUUGUUAACAUUUACAAAUAUAAUUAAAUCAAUUUUAUUACAAUGUAGAUUUAUGACAAAGUCCUGGUUAAAAAGUCCAGGCUUCCGCCGGUGUUGCACACAAGAUAAUUACUUUUAAAAUACAGAAAGUGAUUGUAGGGCUUUAGAUUUUUUUUCUCUUAGCAUCUAUAGUUUUUAAUUUUUGUACAUUUGUAUUGAGUAAAUUGAUCCUGUUAAUAGUUGCGUUUUGGUUUUGAAGUUUAAUUUUUUUUCCUAUAAGAUAUAAUAGGUUUUUUAUAAAUGUUUUUAUGAGGGGAAAAUCAAUAUUUCUCAUGCUCUGUAUAUAUAAUAAAAUAAAGCAGUUUCCAUUUUCAAAAAUGUAAAUCGGGGAUUGCAGUCCAGAUUCAAGGGAAAAUGUUGUACCCUAAUUCCAUUUAUGAAAUUUGAUGUGACAGUAGUCAUGGUUAAAUGUGAAACUUUUGUGAACAUACUUUGUUUUACAUCUUGUUUUUUUUUCUUCUUUUUACUGCAUUUUUUUUUUACAAUAGAUGUUGAUUUGUGUUAUGUUUUUGGUAUAAUGGACCUUACUUUACCCUGAAUUUACCAUCACCAAUCCUCCAGGGCCUAGGUGCUGAGAUUUAUAACAAACCGUAAUGCAUGAUCAUGCUUUUUUCUCUGCAGCAUUUCUUGAUGAGCAAAGUUUGAAAAAAAUAAUAGCCCUAGCCUCAGAGGAGCACAAUACUUUUCUAAUGGAUGAAAUGGGCACAUCUCAAGAGUUUUUUGGAAUAUCAACAAACAGAAAUUUUUCUUGUCAUUUAUGUGGAAAAAAUUUCAGAGUUAAGCACCAGUAUAUUGGGCAUUUAAAUACACAUAUGAACAGAAAACCUUUUAGAUGUGAAUUUUGUGAGAAAUCAUUUGCUUAUGCUACUAAUUUAUGCAGGCAUAGAAGAACUUGUGAGAAUAAUCCUCAAAAUUCCUUGUUAACAUCACAAAUCUCUGUACAAUUUCCGGAUUCUCAGAACCGUUGAUCGCUGGAAAGUUUAAAAAUACUAUAUCGAAAUGUGCUUCAACAAUUACUACUGCCAGCCCAACCUUUCGUUAAAAAAAACCAAACCAAUCCUACAUGACACUUUCUCAUCAUUUUCCCAGAGCAACCGCAGCACAUAGCCUUUCUCGGACAAGAAAACCCUUAUAAAGCUGUCAUUCACCAAUUCGCCUGGAACCAUACAUGUUCUUUUUGUGGAAAAAAGUUUCACAAUAAAUCUGAUUGCAUGGGCCAUGUCAACAGUGUUCAUUUAAGUGCUCGCCCUUAUGUUUGCAAAUUCUGCGCCACAAGUUACUCUUACAGACAAAGUUUGAACAGACAUCUUCUUCUCUGUUGUAAGAAGAACCAUUUGGGCUAAAGAUUCACAUUUAAGAAAAUGUAAUUGGUCAACUGCCACCUGUCCUUUGCACUAAAUCUAAUAUUUUCUUUAUAGGAAGAUAACUGCACUUUUGUGUUUUCCUCCAGGUUGGUGGAAAAGUAACAAAGUGACUUGUGGUGAAUUGGAGUUUCACAAGAAAUAUCGAUGUUCCUAUUGUUCAAAGCGUUUUGCCAACAAAUCAGAUAUGGGUGGUCAUAUCAGUAGCCAGCAUCUAGGACUCAAAGCAUUUACGUGUUCAUUCUGCUGCAAAUCUUUCUCUUACUUACAAAAUUUAAAACGGCACCAAAGGAUGUGUGAGCAUUAGCUCAGUUAUUUUUUUUAUCAAAGUAUGUUUUACAUUUGUUUUUAUUUUUUUAUGUCAGAUUUGUUUGCUUCUAUUCCAUAAUGUUAGUGUGUGCAUUAAAUGAAAUGUAAACUUCCUGAUUGACUGUGGAGAAGGAUGGAAGCUCCUUAUUAUAAUUUUAAGUUACUUGUUUUAAUGUACAGAAUUUCAUUGGUGAUAUUAAAGUUCAUCUUAACAAAAUCCAUAACACAGUUGCUCAUCACCAACAAAGGAUGUGUAGACUUGAAUAGAGGUUGAUCCUGUUAAAAUACUGACCACAGUAAAUUAUUGAUUUCAGUUGAUUGGAAAGUGGAGAUAGACAACUCUCUGACAAGUGAUACAAGUUUUCAUUCAACAUUAUUGCCUUCAAGUAACACGUGUGAGUUUUGUGGGAAAGUUUUUACAACAAGAAUGAGCUGCAGGGACCACCGUAAUGCUGUGCAUCUUCUGCAAGUUAGUUAUCCAUGUGACUUUUGUGGAAAGAAGUUUCCCUACAAACGAACACAGAGGAGGCACAAAAGUCUAUGUUCAGCAAAGUAUUUAGGAACUCAAUAUAAUGAGAGAGUCGACAGGAAGACUAUGUUUGACAAACUAUUUUGACAAUUAUUUCAAUUCUUCAAAUUCCCCAUCUUCAAUUAGUAAUGUAAAUAAUUGAAGAUACAACUGAGUACUUACAUCACCAGUCUGUCUUUGAGCUCUAUAUUUUUUUUCUUCUUUCAUAUCUGCAGGUCAUUACUUUUCCAGUCAGAGACUGCCUAUCCAACAUAAGUUUUUAAGUGUCAAGAAAAGCACUGAUAGUUUUAUCCUGUUCCAUACACAAGUGAAACCAAAUUCUUCUAAAAAAAACUUUGCAUGCUCCUUUUGUCAGAAAAGAUUUUCAACUAACAGGGAUCUUGAUGGUCAUAUGAACUCGAGACACCUAAACCAGAAACCUUUUGUGUGUGGAAAAUGUAGCAAGAAAUUUUCUCAUAGAACCAGUUUUAAUUCACAUAAAAGACUAUGUUUAUAAAUACGAUGUAAGAUGUUUGUAAAUACAAGUAGGUUUAUAUGAUUGAUAAUUUAAGUCAAUCUGAUGAUGUUGAUUUUAAAGUUUUGUGGGAUGUAUGUUGGUGAUUUGUGUUAUUUUUGCCAUUCAAAUCACUAGCAUACAGAACUAGACGCAUACCAAUGGCAAACGUUGCUUCUGGUUAUAAUUUGAGCUUCUGUUCUGUUACAGAUAUGGUUAGAAGAAAUUUCGGAUCAUUGCCCUUACCCACUACAAGUAGUCUGCAUCACAAUUUGACCUCUUCAAAGGGCUUUAGAUGCCAAUUUUGUACUAAGUGUUACGCUGCUAAGCAGGAUUUGGAAGGACAUGUCAAUGCGCAGCACUUGAAUUGUAAACCAUAUCAGUGUCCCGUUUGUUCUAAAGCCUUUGCUUAUGAAAAAACACUUAAGUGUCACAUGAGAAUGUCACAUUCUGACAAACUUGUUUGCUAUUGAUGGGAUCAGUUUCUUGUAUAGGAAACCAUGUCGGCCAGGUAUAGGAGACUUCAGAUGUUAGAGCAAUGUUAAUUUUAAAUUUGACAGGUUGUAUCUAUUAUUUUAUUUUCAGUUCAUGAACUUAUUUGGUUUUUGGUAUUUUCCAUCAGAGAUUUAUUUUUUGGGUGACUAUUAGGAGCACAUUUUUGAUAGAAUAGGAUAGGUUGGUGAACUAGCUUUAUUUUCUGGAAUCUUGCAAUGUGAACUCAGACUUGCCUGUGAAUACCUUAUGCUCCUCAAUGUGGAUGUUUUAUAAAAAAAAACUAAUUUUAGCUCCUUAUAGUUUUUAAAGCUUCAUUGGAGCAUAACUUUUAUUUGUUUCCAGGUAUCACAGAUAGUUUCCAUGCUCUUGAGAUGUUACACUCUCAGUCAACAUUUCUCUCCCAAGGAAAUUCAGAGCUUGGUAGGAUUGGAAUUUAUGUAUGUGAAUUCUGUGAGAAAUCAUUUGUGGCCAGAAAAGAUUAUGAAGGACAUAAAAAUGCGAGGCAUUUAAACAGCAAACCAUUUCAAUGCUCUGAUUGCAAUAGGUGCUUUGCAUAUAAAAGAAGUUUACAGCACCAUAGGCGUAUUAGUCACAGCUUCAAAUCACAGAGAUUUCAAUUCUAGCACUUUAGUGAGGCUUAUUCUCAGAAUUUGAUUUUGAAUUUUUUCCCCAAAUUAGAUGUAACUUUGAUAUAAAAUUUAUUAUACCUACAUGUAGUCUGUGAUAUUUCAGUGGGAUAAUCAGAGUGGUGUUAUACCUUGCUUUGAAAUGUCUAAUCAUCAAGUGCAAAAUAGCCCCAGGUCCUCUUUUGCAUAUUUAAAAUUUCAGUGGUAAUUUUAUUAAUUUGGAACAGGAGGCACAUUUUCUGAGAUGAAGAUCAAGAAGUCCAAGUCUUCUAGGGCAAGUCCUCGAGGUGUGGCUGGAAACUAUAUUUGUAGUGUCUGUUAUAGAGCAUUCCCAGCAAAAAGGGAAUAUGAAGGGCAUAUUAAUAACCAUCAUUUGAAAUUAAAGCCAUAUUCCUGUCACUUGUGUACAAAGUCUUUUGUAUAUAAAAAGGGAUUGAUGUACCACUUAAAGCAGGCUCAUUUUUAAUUGAAAAUUGUUAAGAUCCUGCCAUUACAGUCUGGAAUUAUUUAAAAUUGUUAUUCCAAAUGACACCUUUAUCAUAUAUUCCAGAGUAAUUUUUGCUUCUGAAAUUCUAUAUUUGUCAAUAAACUACCAGUAAAAUUAUAUAUUUACUUACACCCAGGUGAAAUUUGGUUGCUAAUACCUGUCAAAAUUUGUUAUAUUUUGCCGUUUACAUGAAUCUAAAUUUCUAUUGUUAUUUUUUUGAAAUACAUUCUCCCUCACAACUCACAAAUUUUCAACUUGAAAAUAAAUACUUAUACAAUAAAAAUGCUGUUGUGUAAAUUGUGGAUAUAAGUUGAGAUCUUUUUUAUUGUAUUUUUUGGGGGAAGGGGGCUGUAAGGGGUGAUCCUCUUUGGUCGGGUGGAUUCUCGAGAUACUGUAGCAGUGUUUAAAUUUUCUUAUUCAGACUUCCUUCAUGAGAAAUGGCCAGAUCUUUCACCGUACUCUAGAGAGCAGAUUUACAUGGACCCAAACUUUCCAGGAUUUAAGAAAACAAGCAUCGUAUGUCAGCUGUGUCAAAAGACAUUUUCCAGUCGCCGACUACUUGCUGGUCAUAUGAACUCAAAACACCUAAAGGCCAAGCCCUAUCUCUGUCCAUUUUGUUGUAAAGGUUUUUCAUAUAAAACAAGUUUAGACUACCAUAAAAAGAUAUGUCAGUCAAUUAAGUUUUAUGUCACCUGAAAUAAUGGACAAAAUUAUGUAUGUAUAAUCGCUUUCUUGCCUUUUUUCUGCUCUUUCUUUUUGAAAAAUUUCAAUUUUUCUUUCUCUAUCACUAGGGUAUGUUGAAUGGUGCAGAAAUCAUACUCAGGUGCCUGUGACUGUUAGUCUUGGUAAAAAGAAGAACCAUGUGUGUCACAUCUGUUCAAAGGCAUUUGUCAACUCGAGAAUUUUAGUAGGGCAUGUCAAUUCGGUUCAUCUAAAUAUCAAACCAUACAAAUGCCUUCACUGUUCAAAGGCAUUCUCUUACAAAAAUAGUCUGGAUAUUCAUACAAAAAUAUGUAGCUUUCAUUUUCCGCUUCCCUAAAUGGUUAUGGUAAAUCUGAAUGUCAGCCCAGGUUUUAAAACCCAGUUGCCUUUUUAAAAAAAAUUGUGCUCUUAAAUAUUUUUUCUUUCUAACUCAUUAGACUAUAGGAUCCGGCAUGGGCGAGAGAUACCUGGUUUAGAUUACCUUUGUGCAAGUGGAGCAAGGCAACCUGUAGGAAAAAUUUCAUGUGAAAUAUGUGGCAAGAGAUAUCCAUCACGUAGAUCUCUAAGUGGUCAUAUGAAUUCUUCUCACUUGCAUCAAAAACCUUAUCAAUGCCUGUCAUGUGAUAAAUCGUUUGCUCACCAAACCAGUCUUUACUUUCACAAGAGACUUUGUAUGCCUUCAUUGAAAAACACCCUGUAAAUGUUGAAAUAGGAAGUUGGGUUCAUUUUAUUUUUAUUUUUAAAACUAUUGGUUUCCUACCAUGCCUUAGGAUGGAUCAUGUUUGACACAAAGUUAUGAAGUAAGAAUUAUUUUUUUUCCCAUUUCAGCAACCUUAGAGUUCCAAGAAUCACUUGAAGACUCAAAGUUUAGGAAUCCAUUCAGAUUUCGGGCUUUUCGAUCAAAGAUAAUGUGUCAAUAUUGUGGGAAAAAAUACACAUCUAGGCGUGAUUUAGAAGGUCACCUUAAUGUGGUGCAUUUGAAAUUAAAACCAUUUAUUUGCCGCCAGUGUGGGAAAGCAUUUUCUUACAGUCAACAUUUACAUGCACAUAGAAAGAUAUGCGCUGAAUCAUUUGGACAUUAUUUCACAAAUUUAUGAUGGAUAUUUUUAGAUAAACUUUUAAAAUAAUUGAUAGGUGCAAAUUUGCCUCUGCCCUGCCCUUUAAAUUGGCCCUUCUCUCUAAAAUAAAAUUAAAAAAUAAGUCACUGUCUAACUUAUUUCAGUUAAACAUGAUCAGGAUAUCGGCACCAGAGGUACUUUGUGGAGUAUGAAUUCAUUACAAACAUCACGCUCUGGAUUCUCUUGUCAGCACUGUGGGAAGUUGUGUAUUUCCAGGCGUGAUCUCUAUGGUCAUAUAAAUGCUGUCCAUUUAAGGAUUAAGCCAUUCAUUUGUACACUCUGUGGGAGGGGCUUUUCCUAUAAUAGAAAUUUGCAUGUGCACAAAAAAAUUUGUCCAGCCCUGUUCACAUCUACAAAUUUAACAACAUUGCAGUAAUUUUAAAAAUUACAGUUACUGUUGCAAGUUUUUAUUCAUUUCCAGCUGUUGUGUCUUUUAACUGUCAAGAAAGUCUGUACAGUAGAGAGUCUGCAAAUGUACAACAGAGAUCAAGCCAGUUUAGUCCCUCAGUCAGUAAAAAAAGGCACAUUUGUCAAUAUUGUGGCAGGUCAUUCACUCGAUUUCAAUAUCGUGUUGAUCACAUCAACACACACCAUCUUAGGACCAAACCAUACUCUUGUGUUGUUUGUGGUUUAAGUUUUUCUCACAAGACUAGUUUAGCUAGGCAUAAGAGCUACAGGGAUCAUAAGUUUUAAUCAAGUUAUAUCUUUGAUUUAUUUCACCUUAACAUAGAAACUUUUCUCAGUUUGUUAAGUGGGCAUUAAGUGUUAUUUUUGUUGAAGUUUUGUCUGUUCUGAAUUUAGUUCUCAUUUUUAAAAAAUCCAACAUGGAUAUGGUAACAAUUUAUGUAUUUAAGUUUUUUGGGUGCAGUUGUUUACCAAAUGCAAGUCCAGGCCCCCGCAGCUGAAACAUAUAGUAAACCUAUUCUGCUUGCUGUAUUCCUCAGCACUGACUUUUAGGAUGUCAUCAUGGCAGAAAUAUUCACAUGUGAAACAAGCAUGGUUUCCAUCCGUCCAACACAGGUUGUCUUGUGAGAUAUGUCAUAAAAGUUUCAUAACAACAAGAGAUUACAUUGGCCAUAAAAAUGCCAGACACUUAAAUGUUAAACCCUUUCUUUGCAGUUUCUGUGGCAAUGGCUUUGCAUACAAAAGAAGUGUUGAUUUUCAUCAGAAAAAUGGGAAAUGUCCAGCUAUGAUUAAAGUUGAACAUAUUAAAGAAUACAGUGGAACCCCGCUAUAAAGCUGCCGUGGCAUGGCUCCCAAAUUAUUAUUUUUAGCACAUAAUUUUUUUUCUUUAUAAAAAAUGUGGAAAAAAUUUCUGAACCAUAUUUUUCUUGAUCAACAGGAUCGCAAAUACACUAAAUUUGUCAAACGUCAUCGCCAUGUAGCUCGAUAUCGCCACAAGAUAUUAAAAAAUGCUUUAUUUUAAAUCGCAUUCACAGAGAAUCCUAUUUUUUAAAAUCCCAACACUAUUUUCCCUGAAUAUUGUAAUUGCUGCUGUGUAUGGGCCACAAUUAUUGCGUUAUAUCGAGGUUUCUCUGUAAUCGUAUUUGUGACAAACCAUUUACAACAAUCUUAUAAAGUUAAAGCCACAAGUCUUUAAUCCGUACAUACAUUGAUAACUAAAUUUUUAUAUAUUGUAUUUUUCUAUUACCUCUGAUUGUCUUUAAUUACACUUUUAUUUUAACAUUUAUAUAAGAUUUGUUUCCCCUUAAUAAAUUAGGUGAAACCUAAUUGUUAUUUAUUUUGUAUUUAAUUUUAAUAAUAUUAUUUACUGUUGUUAAAUUUAUAAGAUUUCAAGGACCUUUCUUUAAAUUCUGUUAGAUUGCUGAUUAGACUAAAUAAAUAAAUAAGCCAAUGCUGUUAAAUAUAUAAUUUGAUACUAUCAACAUGAAUGUUUGUAUUCAUUUAUCUGAUUGAUCUAUGCUGAUGCAAUGUACAAUAAAUUCAUAUUUGUAUUUGAAGAACUUGAGCUUUCUUUUUUUAAAAUCAACUGUUUGGUCCAAUAUUAUCUGUUAGCUUAUGUGGUAUGUAAAAGAAUUCUCUGUAUAGAUUUAUUUCAAGUUGCUUGGGCUCUGUUAAUUGAAAUACAAUUUCUUUCCUAUAUCUUCAAAUAGCUGUGAAUCCUUGCAAAAAUAACAUUCAUAUAAGUUCAGGAGUUUUGUUCUCAUAAAUUUGCUAAAUCUAAACACUUGGCCAGCCCUUGCCCACAAAGAUAUGGAUGAAUCCUUAUCAGAUCUUACUUGCAAUUGUUGCUUCUGUCCCUUCCAGUUCGAGAAAUUAUUCUACUGAAGGAUUUACACUCAGUUAGCUCUCAUAGCCUAGAUCAGAGUUUGCACAGCCUUAAACAAAAGCCGGUGAAACGAGAGCUGGAAUCUAAGAAGACCCCACUGAAGUGGGCAGAACGUGCACGCAAGUACACAUGUCACUUUUGUUGGAAAGCCUUCGUCGUCAGGAGGGAUUGGGAAGGGCAUAUAAACUCUGUGCAUCUAAAAGCAAAGCCGUUUCAUUGUCAUGUGUGCUCAUGGAGCUCUGCUCAUAGAGGUGAACUUCAAAAACAUGUGAGAAGAUGUUCUCACAUAUAUGACCAUUUAGUAAAGCAAUCUGAUGUUAAUCAGGAGCAAGAUGGAUCUGUUGUUGAUUUCUGAGUAGAAAAACCAAACUAUGGGAUGCAAAUAAGUUCACUUGAAAGUUAAUGCAUAUUGCCUUUUUCUUUAGUGCCAACUGAAGUUAACAUUUUAAAAAUCUUAUUAUUUUAUAUUUAAGUAAUUUUCAAGAACAAAUCAACAUUUUACGUGGUUUGCUUUUAAAGAUUCAUUUAACCAUACUUUGGAAUAUUCGAACUUCUGACUUUGCUUUGUGCCAGAAUUAUCCCUUUCAUCUUUUUGUCUUUGAUUGGUCAAUGCAUCACAUAAAAUGUUUAUAUUUCCAGCAAUUAUUGAAUCACUCUUAAAACAAGAGGUGGAACCUUCAGACCAUCUGCUCGGGGGAAGAGACUAUAUUAAAUCAUCAUUUGGAAAAGGCAUUGCUGGAAACAUGUUUAAUUGUCGAUUUCAAAUGUCUUCGUACUUGCCUAAACCUUUACUAUUAAAGCGAUACUCUUGCUCCAAAUGCAAUCAGUCAUUCAGUUAUCCAGGCAAUCUCUCACGUCACCGCAAAGCAUGCGAGGGGAAUUUUGAUAUCAAAUGCAUGUAUUGUGAGAAAGUAUUUUAUAGACAGGAUGUUCUGAAAAUGCACAUGAGAAGUAAACAUGGAAUUAUUAGUCUUUAACAUACAGUAUUGUCAGCACAAAUGUGAAAUAAUUACUAAUUUGUUUUUCCCGUUUCAAAAUUCUUUGGUUGGUAAAUUCUAGAUUGUCAUUAUUGCAUAUGGACCAUUGGUUUUGAUUAUUAUUUGAUUUUGAAAAUUUCAGAACAUUUAAAUUUAAAAAGGAUUUUAUUUCUUCAUGCCUAAUUGUACUAUUAGGGCCCACCAAAAAAUAUAUCUAGAGCAGAGCAGUUAUGUCUAUACUUUAAAAAAAAAAAUAUGGUAAACACCUGUCCGCCCAGAAGCCUUGCAGCAUGUUCAAGACACAUUGUGUCUAACAAAUUUCUUCUUUCCCAGUUCAAGGUGCAUACUGGAAACAGAAAAGACCUUCAAAGGGCAGUGCUUGUAAUAGACGUUCAUCUUAUUUCUUGACGGUGAAUGAUGCAGAAUCAUAUCCAUCUUUGCUGGUUGCAUUUGAUCUGGAGUGCAAAAAAUGCACAUUUGUUUCUAAGGAUGCAUUGGCAAUGUCUGUGCACAAAAAAACCUGCACUGGAAAGAAGCAUCUUACCUGUAGCUUUUGCGCAAAAGUUCUCAGUCGUUAUGACUCACUAGCUGAACACAUGCGUGGAAUUCAUGGUAUAGGUACCAAAGUGCAAUGCAGAUUUUGUGGCAAAAAUUUCAAAUAUCGACCACAAAUGUAUCAACAUCAGACUGUGUGUGCAGAACGGCCGAUAAAAAUUGAAAUGGAUGUGCCAUUUUCAUCUUCAAAUUUUGAAAGCAAUGGGGACAAAAUGGAUUCAAAAAUAUCGUUCCCAUAUGAUGUUACAAUGGCAGUAGAUAUGGAUAGCUUAGGGCAGCAUGUAUUCGUUUCAAAAUCAUGCACAAACCCUAAUUUUAAUACUUAACGAUAUACAGUAUAUUUUUUUGUAUUAAAAUAUGGGUAAAGUGUUUUCUUCUUCUGAAUAUAUUUCAGUUCUACUUUACAAUAACAGGGUUUAAAUUAGGUUAGAGCACCCCAGAAAUGUGAAAACGUUUUGUGAAACAUUUUUUAAUAGUGGGUAGCAUUUAUCAGGCCCUUUUCCAACAAUGAACCUUAUCAUGCGCAAACAAUAAUUACUAAUAUGUACCCAUUACCCUCUCAGACGAUGCUCCUUUGCACGCAGUCAAGCAAAUUGUACUUCCAGUUUCUCAGAUUUUUUACAAUCGGACGUUAUCAAGCUGCAAUGUCUGUGGCAAACUAUUUGCAUAUAGACACGCACUAAGACGACACCUGAAUACUCAUGAUGCAACAGCCACUAGCCGAUUCUCAUGCCAUUUAUGUGGACGAACAUUUAAUCGCAGUGACUCACUUAGAAGACACUAUAAACUUAUACAUAAUGUAGUAAACCCAUCCAUUUAGAUAUUACAUAUUAAUAUUAGCAUUUUAAAUGUUGAGAAAUGUUAUUGUUGUUGCUUUUUUGAUGGGGUUGUGCAAGAUAAAUCCUAGCCAAUAGUUUUCAGAUUCUGCCAUUUUGUGUCACCCUCAUCUAAUACUUAAAAGUUACGAAUCAGAUUGUCUGUAAUUUAGAAAACAAAAAUCUUGCCCUUGAGUAUUAAAGUCUUCUCAUUCAUUCACCACCUGCUAGCCCAGUAAGAUUUAGAUGGAAAAUAUUUACUUAUCAAUGUCAUAAUUCCCAGAACUUUGGCAUACAAAGGAAUCUGCAGGGUUGAAAAAUGUACGUGAACUACCUCAAAUUGUUGAUGUGAACUUCCAAACUUCAUUGCAAGCCACUAUUGCACAACAUGGCAGCUAUCAUAAAAGUGUUUGUGGAAUUUGCAACCAACUGCUACAUUCAUUUGCUGAACAGGUGUCACAUAAAAGUAUAUGCAAGGGAAAGAAGAAUAUUUCCUGUCCAGAAUGUGGAACUGUCUUUAGGCGGAAAGAUAAUUUGCAAGUCCAUUUGCGGAAUAAGCACAAUUUUGGUCAUCCAACUGUAUGUAAAGGUUGUGGAAUGUAUUUUAGGUCAUAUUUGAGACUUAAUGAACACAUGAGCUCUUGUGAGCAGCUUGUACAUAAACCUUGCUGACGUAGAUACCUUGCAUUUUUAUUUAAAUUCAGGUAAUCUGCAUGUUUUAGUUAACAUUAAACGUGAACUCUGAGCCGUUAGCACCACAGUUCUGCCCUCUUGUUUUAAGUUACUGUUAAAUUUCAUCUGACUGGCUUUCCACAGGAGCUUGGUGGAAUGCCCUUCCCGAAAUUAAGUCAAACCUAAGCUCAAGUGUGCAAACUUGUUCUGCAUCAAGGAUGAAAACGGAUCAUAUAAAAUUUUUUGACACUCAUGUUUCACAAAAUCAAGUUUCAAAUUCUUGUCGAACUUGUAAAAAAAUAUUUAUUUCUCGAGCACAUAUGGUUCAACAUAGACAUUUUUGCAAGGGGGCUAUUGUUGUUUUUUGUCCAGAAUGUAAUAAACCCUUUGGUAGAAGGUACAAUCUGAGAGUUCAUAUGCGUAAUAUCCAUGGUAUUGGUGAAACAAUAGUUUGCAAAGGAUGUGGAUUAACAUUUAGAUCCUAUUUAAAACUGAAUGAACAUAGACAAUUUUGUAAAAUGAUUUGACAAUUUAAAAAAGGAAAUUAGUUUUAUUUGUCAAAAAGUACAUUUGAUGUAUAGUUUGAAAUGUAAUAACUACUUAAUAUAAUAAAAGAAAGUUAAUCACGUAAAGAAUAAAUGUAAUUUUUCAAGUUUGUUGUCUUUAAGUUUUUGUUUCUGUUUGUUUCUUUACCACCCUAAAGCCUAAAGAUUGUGCUGCACCAAAGAUGAAAAUUUGAUCUUAUAAAAUUUCUUGAGACUCAUGCUUCACAAAAUCAUUUUUCAAAUUCUUGUCGAACUUGUAAAAAAAUUAUUUAUUUCUUGUGCACAUAUGCUUCAAAACAGACAUUUUGCAAAGGGGAUAUAGUUCUGCUUUGUCCAGAAUGUAAGUCUUUUAGUAGUAAAUGGUAGACAGUACAAUCUGAGAUUUGAUGUGCGUAAUAUCCAUGGUAUUGGUGAAACAAUUAUUUGCAAAGGCAUAUUAAAAUUUAGUUCCUAUUUAAAUUUGAAUAAACUAUGAACAUAAGACAUUUUAAAAUGAUUCAACAUUUGUACAAAAAAAAAGUUUGAAGUAUUUAUUAUCAUAAAAUACAAAUGAUGUGUAAAUAAAAAUUUAAUAACUUCUUCAUAAAGU
Messenger RNA from Lymnaea stagnalis (great pond snail), 27600 nucleotides. The record is from the annotation of a GenBank genome assembly. Lineage: Eukaryota; Metazoa; Mollusca; Gastropoda; Lymnaeidae.